GUCCGGUCUCUCCACAUAAAACUGAUCUCCGAUCGGCUGCUUGGUUAUUUACCUAUAUUAUCACACCAGCAACAAAAAACUGCAACUGACUGAGGACCAGAAAAUAUUUGGUGGUGUAACAGUUGAAAAUGACCCGACGCAUAUAACGCGGAACCUUUAAACUAAGUCGAUGUGUGCUCAACGGACAAAGGACAGUUACGCCACCAAUGUUACUACGCUACCGUAGUGCAGUUUUUUAUUUUUCACCAGUCGAGAUGUUACGAAAUUGAUUCGCGAUGAUGCACACAUUCUUCAAGGACGGUUAAACCAAGUUAACUCCAGAGUUUGCAAUUUAGCGUACAUUUUUUCGCGGGGUUCAAACUUUUUUUACAGUAAUCAUGGGAGUGCAGGGACUGUGGAGGCUGCUGGAGAGCACAGGGAAACCCAUCAACCCCGAGACACUGGAGGGACAGAUCCUUGCUGUUGAUAUCAGUUUAUGGCUGAACCAGGCAGUGAAGGGGGUGAGGGACCGUGAAGGCAACAGUGUCCACAACGCCCACCUCCUCACUCUCUUCCACCGCAUCUGUAAGCUGCUGUUUUUCCGCAUCAGGCCAGUCUUUGUGUAUGAUGGGGACGCACCACUGCUGAAGAAGCAGACUCUGGCUCUGAGGAGGCAGAGGAAGGAGGAGCUGAGCCGAGAGUCCAAACAAACCAAUGAGAAACUCCUCAAGACAUUCCUGAAGAGACAGGCUAUCAAAGCUGCACUUGGAGACCGCAGUAAGGAUCCUCUACCCAGCCUCUCCAGUGUGAGGAGAGAUGAGGUGGAUGAUAUGUAUGUCCUACCCGCCCUGCCACCUGCAGAGGAGAAGGACAAAAGCAGUUCAGAAGAGGAGGAAGAGAAAGAUACGGAGGAGAUGUUUGACAGUUAUCACAUGUAUCAGGGGGAAAUGUAUGAUGACCCCAACUCUGUGGACAUCAACUCAGAGGAGUUUGCCAGCCUUCCUCCAGAAAUGAAACAUGAGAUACUCAAAGACAUGAAAGAGUUUUCCAAAAGACGCCGGACUAUGUACCACAAACCUCCAGAGUGUUCAGGAGACUUUUCCCAGUACCAGCUGGCCGGUCUGCUGCAGAGGAACCAGCUGAACCAACGUCUGGAGAGUGUGGAGAAAGAGAUGAGCCAGCGGAGCGCCGGCAGCGCCCCGCAGCUCUACCAACAGGAUGGCGACCAGCAGAGUCACGACAUAGAGUCACACCGACUGGUUUCAGAAGACCAUUCCCACUAUAUCCUUAUUAAAGGCUCCAGAAAAAGUGAGAAUGUCCCGGAGAGUCAACCCGCAGCAGCUCCCUGGUCUGGGAGCUCCCUGUCAGGCUGUAAGAGGCGAGGAGCGGACAAACCUGAGCCCCUGUGGCGUCCUGUCUGUGAGGAAGACGCAGACGUGCGGGGUUCCUCUCCAGAAGACUCUAAACCCUCUGUAUCUAAACCCUCCGUUUCCACUCAGGGAGACACAUCACCCCCCUCGCCUCGUACACUCACAGCUAUACAGGCUGCGAUGAACGGCAGCUCGGACGAGGAGAAGGUGGAGCAGGAUGAGAAGGAUGGCAGUGUGUCUCCACGUACUCUGCUGGCCAUCCAACAAGCUCUGGCUGAGGAGGAGGAGGAUGCAGCAGAACGUAGGACUCUAAUCAGUAGCUCACCCACCAAGCCACAGGUGCAUAUUCGUCAUCCUGUGCCACAAGUGGUCAUCAGCAGCUCAGAGGAAGAGACAGGACCAGAUGUUUUGCCAAAGUCGAAUUCUUUAUCCAAUGAAAAAUUCUAUUUUAAGGUAGACCCAACAGUCCAAAGUUUACAUGUCAAAGAUAAUUUGUUUGUUAGUAGUUCUGAAGAUGAGAUGGAGGAAGUUAUCGGAGAGAGAAAUAAAGCGCUUCGCCUCGCAGUGCCGCAUCAACCUCACGGAGGAUCUGAUGGACAAAAAGAGGCAGAGAGACUGAUAGAGGUACAGAUGAAGUCACAAGAGGAGACGAGCAAAGAAAAGUUGACAGAAAAACAAGAGGAGCCCCUCAGAAAGACUGAAACUCAUCCUUUAAUACCAGAGCAAAGGAGAAACGAGUCCAUUGUUCUACAGGAGAAAAAUGGAGACGACGUGAAGUCGGAACGCAGUGAGGAGAGCGAGUCAGAAGAGAGCUUCAUCGAGGUAUCAGAAGAAGAACUUCAAGAGGAGGAUGCAGAUGAGGUCGGUGACGAUGGGACCAAACAAGAAGAAAAAGCAGAAGAAAGUUUGACUGAGUCUCCCAGCGGUGUAGCUGCUGCUUUGGAUUUAGAGGAAGAAGAGGACAGCAAAGGGCAGAUUGAAGAGAAUGAGCUGAAGGAGGAAGCAGAGGCAGAAACCAGCCCAACUCCAGCAAUUAAUGAGUUUGAAAACGUUGAUGUUGCUGAACUGGAGGCUCUGGAGAGCUCUCUGCAGGUGGAGCAGAGCAACCUGAGGGAGCAAAAACAACAGCAGGAGAGGAUGGCGAACACAGUCACCGGACAGAUGUACCUGGAGAGCCAGGAGCUGCUGCGGCUAUUCGGCGUGCCGUUCCUGGUAGCUCCGACGGAGGCCGAGGCGCAGUGCGCAGCACUCGACCGAGCGGACCAGACUAACGGGACCAUCACGGACGACUCGGAUGUGUGGCUGUUCGGAGGGCGACAAGUCUACAAGAACUUCUUCAGCCAGAACAAAUACGUCACACAUUUCCAGUUGAGCGACCUGCAGAACCAACUAGGUUUGGACAGGAACAAGUUGAUAAACCUGGCUUAUCUGCUUGGAAGUGACUACACGGAGGGGGUGCCAGGGGUCGGAUAUGUGACUGGCAUGGAGAUACUGAACGAGUUCCCUGGGUUAGGACUGGAGCCAUUAACUCAAUUCAAUAAAUGGUGGUUGGAGGCUCAGGAGAAAAAGCGCUUGGUAGCUGACCCUCGGGACACGAAAGUUAAGAAGAAACUGAGGGAUCUAAAACUUCAGCCUGGGUUCCCCAACCCUGCAGUGGCUCAGGCUUACCUACAACCUGCUGUCGACCAGUCGGGCGGCUCCUUCAGCUGGGGACGUCCACAAAUCGACAUGCUCAAAGAGUUCUGUCAGGGUCGUUUUGGCUGGAGCAGUCGGAAGACUGAGGAGACUCUUCAGCCUGUGAUCAAGCAGCUCAACACCCAGCAGACUCAGCUGCGGAUCGACUCAUUCUUCCGCAUGGAGCAACAGGAAAAGCAGGCGAUCCGAAGCCAGCGACUCCGCCGUGCAGUCACCUGCAUGAAGAGAAAGGAGAGAGAAGGGGAAGAGGAGGAGGAGGACAUCGAGGAGGAAAUGGCUUCCCCAUCCAAAUCUAAGAAAGGGAAGUCAGCAGGCCCGAGUCAGAAGAAAGGAGAAAAUGGAGGCGAGAGAGAAGAGGAGAGGUCAAUGGCAGGAGGAGGGUUUCUGGGGUCAGAGGUAAUUACUGAAUCUGAAUCUCCUCUUACACCUUUAAAGGGUGUGAGCAGCUCCAUUCACGAGGCCCUCUCAGUAAAGGCCGCUGUCCCUCAAUCUACUAAGGCUGUACCACAGAGGGUGAGGCAAAGCAGCAGCAGCAGCAGCUCUGGUGAGGACAGUGAUGGUACUGGUGAAGUUGCUUUGGUUACAGCCCGAUCUGUGUUCGAGAGCAGCCGACGAGGACGUGGUGCUAAAAGCACAAGAGGGAGAGGAAGGGCAAAGGGAAAGAAGCUAUGAGGGGGGAAAAAAUGAACUUCAAGCUUAACAUAACCAUAAAUUGUCCGAGCAGAAGGACGGGUUCAUAAUUUUUCCAAGUCUGUCCUAAAACAACAGUCAGGUGCCCAAAUCAAUAUUGAAAU
Molecule: messenger RNA, 3838 nt
Organism: Thunnus maccoyii (southern bluefin tuna)
Lineage: Eukaryota; Metazoa; Chordata; Actinopteri; Scombriformes; Scombridae
Gene: ercc5
Product: excision repair cross-complementation group 5
Exons: 15
Coding region: 378-3716 (1112 amino acids)
Biological process (GO): nucleotide-excision repair
Cellular component (GO): nucleus
Molecular function (GO): single-stranded DNA binding; DNA endonuclease activity
Source: RefSeq, a predicted model, not a curated record